This is a messenger RNA of Staurois parvus, 2615 nucleotides long. NCBI's taxonomy places the organism in Eukaryota, Metazoa, Chordata, Amphibia, Anura, Ranidae. The record is from the annotation of a GenBank genome assembly.
AUGGAAGACAAGUUCCAGCUGCGAGCCUCUCUAGGUUCCAAAUUACCGAAAUUUGGCGCACCCAAGCCUGUAGGAAGCUUUCUGCAACGGGGCACAAAAUGGCACAUGUAAUGGGAUAUCCGCUAAGGGAAACUUUAGUGUUGAAAAGCACAUUGAACAUGACAGGGCACCUGCAUUUACUUUAAACUGGAGCAAAUCAAGAUAUCACCAAAAUGACCAAAUUUCAAGAGCAUCUCCUAAUCUUGCCAUUGAAAAAAACCUCAUCCCAGGUAAUGGUGCAGAAUGAUGCACCCAGAUUAGGCAUCACAAAACCUGGGAAGCAAAGCAACAUGUUGGUGUCACAUAAAGAAGACUUUAGCGACAAUGUACUGUCUAGUUCAACUAAAUUUACAAAAGGUACCCAGUUUGGAAGGAUGUCCUACCCUGGGUUGAAUGGACAUAAACCACUGGCUAAUGGACUUUACACAACUAAGCCCCCAACCGGCUUAUAUAGACCAAGAGCCAAUUCUGCUACAGGUAGAAACUUCACCAAUAACAUCUUUCCUGACAGCAAGCCAUUCUCUCAUGUUAGGAGAUCACAGAGCUUUUCCCACUCUAUUCAGAAUUCCAAGUUUCCAACCGCAGGAUUGACCAGGUCCUAUUCUCUUCACAGAGAAACUGAUAUGACGAAGAUACAUCAGUCACAGCAUUUUUAUUUACACGGACAGAUCUUAAAUCCAGGACUGCAAAGCAGUAUGGUCUGUCAAAUGGAAAUGAGCCACACAUGAAAUCUAUGUUUACAAGGACAUAUUCUACAGGUCUAACAUCUAGCUUAAAGAAACCUGUUUUUACAAAUGGUCCUGUGGCUUCAGUUCCUUUAGGUUACAGAUUAACCCGUCCAUCUUUACAAAAACCGAACACAGCACUGUGCACCAGGGAGAUCAUUCCUGAUGGAACAAAAGGAUCUUCUGUCACUCUAGUAAACAACAAAAUUGAAUUCUUGUCAAAUGGGACUUGCCAAGCAACAGACGUACACCAUAAAACGGAAGACAAUGACUUGGACAUUGAUAUUCUAUCUUCUUGCAAAAAUCUAGAACGGCAAGACUUCAGAGAUAGUUACUUCAGUGAAGAUGUGGAUGAACUUUCUAUUUCCUCUUUGUCAUCGUCUGACAAGAAUGAUUUCAGUGAGGAUUUUAGCGAUGAUUUUCUAGACUUGGAGGAUGCAAAUAAAACCAUUAUAGUGGAAAAACCAGAGAAGACAUUCCCUGAUGAGCCAUCACAACGUUCGUUUGCUGAACUGAAAGAUGAAAAGCAAAAUAUUAGCAAUAACACAGAUGAGUGGCUUGAUAUGAAUAUGUCUGAUUUGGAAGAUAAAGCACUCAGUGAUGAAAAACUUGAUAAACACUUACAAGAAGAGCCAUUAUAUUCACUGGGUGAACUUAAAGCCAGGAAUCAACGUAACAGCAAUACUUCAGAUGACUGGAUUGAUGUGAAUAUAUCAGUACAAAAUGAAGCAGAUACCAAAAGCCAUUCUUAUGUGGAGAACGGAGUAUCUCCAGACAUGGAUUAUAGAGACCCAUCUUCAUUGGAGCUUUCUCCAUCUGACAGCUCUGGUGGAACUUAUAUGUGGGAUGAAGAAGGAAUGGAGCCAAUUGGAAAUGUCCAUCGGUGUGAGAGCUAUGAGUCUUCAGAAAUGAACAGCCUGGACAUCCUCAAUAAUAUUGAGACCUGUGACUUGGAAGAGGAUGACCUAAUGCUUGAUGUGGAAAUACCAGAGGACCCGCCAUGUGACCCUGGUGAAGUUGAGAAUAUGAGUCGUUUUGAUAGAUCUGAGCGAAGUUUGAGGCAACAAAAACUGUUUUGGAAGAGGAAUCCUCCCCGACUUAAUGGACAAGAGCAAUACCACCUAAGCAAUCCUGAACACUACCACAAUGGCAGGGGAUCUUCUUGCCUGGAGUCUCCAUCUGAUCAAAAAGAUAGCUAUGGAAGUCCCUAUUGUAGCCCGCUGUCACCAAGGUCUCCUCAGACAAUUGGCUUACAAGAAAACACUGUCAUGCUGGAUGAAAUGACUCUGCGACACAUGGUCCAAGACUGCACCACUGUAAAGACGCAGCUUUUAAAGCUGAAGCGGUUACUGCAACAAGAGGAUGACCCAGAGUCACCAGUGCAAGACUUACAGCUAUGCAUCCCAACUAUGACUGAGCAAAAGGAGGUAGAGACACAUUUAAAGACUGAAGACCUGCUGACUGAGAUCCAGCAACUAAAAGAAGAAUCUAGAAAAAAGGAUGAGAUGAUAAAACAAUUACAGGAACAACUGAAAACAAAAUGUAAAUGCCAGAAAGAAAGUCAAGAGCCCAAGGAGGAGAAGUCAAAGCAGCAUGACAAGUUUACUCAGACCAGCUGGAGAAGGAGUUCAAGUGGGUAUUCUGCUCCCUCCUUCUCUCCCUGGCAGGGCCCAUACCAGGGGAGUCCUCGGAUCGGUCCACCGCACCGCAGACAGAGAUUUGAGGAGUUAGUCCAUUACUUCUCUGAUAAAGCGUGUCUCAAAUACUACAGUGUUCCAGCAGCACCCUCAGUUCCACAGACCACCCCUCGGGAAAAUUAACAGCAUGUCAACCUAUCGGGGUCCCAAAUGA